Molecule: messenger RNA, 3016 nt
Organism: Pararge aegeria (speckled wood butterfly)
Lineage: Eukaryota; Metazoa; Arthropoda; Insecta; Lepidoptera; Nymphalidae
Product: integrin alpha-V-like
Exons: 25
Coding region: 122-2923 (933 amino acids)
Biological process (GO): integrin-mediated signaling pathway; cell adhesion mediated by integrin; cell-matrix adhesion
Cellular component (GO): integrin complex; external side of plasma membrane
Molecular function (GO): integrin binding
Source: RefSeq, a predicted model, not a curated record
UGACCACUGAGUCAUUAGUAUUAGCCCACAUAAAAAGCAGCUUAUCAUUAGAAUGGACGUGACUUGUUGUAUUGAAUUAAGUGUGUUUUGAAAGUUUUAUGUUCAUUAUUAUUUAAGGACGAUGCCAAGUUACACGGUAAUUUGUUUUCUGCAAGCAGCAAUUUCACCAAUUUUCGGCUUUUUCCAUGAGCCGUCAACGAUUUCCGUGACCAGGCCAGGGUUAAACCAAGAUUCCUUUUUUGGUUUUAGCAUGGCAUAUGACGAAAAAACACUCGUGAUAGGUGCACCGGCAGCCGAUGAAUACGGAAAGGUUUUCAAAGUCAGUCUAUCGAAGGAUGUCGCAUAUGAAGAAAUUAUUUCUCCGCUGAGAAAAGAAAAUUACACGGAAGCUAAAUACGACUGGUUCGGAGCUUCGAUCAAAAAGUACGAGCACCAGAGCUACGUGAUAUGUGCGCCGCGGAAAAUACAUCUUUUCUCGAACCAAUUUAUAAGAAAUAUGACGACUACACGGGGACAAUGUUACAUACGCUCUGAAAAUUGGCUACUAUUGCCAGAUAUUCGACAAGAUGAGCGCAGUAAUUUUAAUUAUCAAAUGGACUCAUUCGGUUGGAGUGUUGACGUUGAUGACAAUCGUGCACUUUGGAUCGCCAGCCCUGCUAUACACAACAAUACCAUAAAGAUCUACGACGAAUCUACCUAUUAUUUAAAAUCAACAAAGUUCCUUGCAUUCGACCCAUCGAAACUGUACAAUUUUGGAUACAGUAUUCUUAGCGGCAACUUUUUGUCAGUUGAAGGAAAUGACCAUGCUGUUAGUAAUUUAUACGGCGAUUACGGGAAAGGAAAGGUGAUCCUAUUUGAAAAUCUAAGUAAAAGGUUGGAACUGUCCGACGAAGAUUCAUCCGUGGGAUCAGCGUACGGGGCCGCAUUGUGUAAAGCUUAUUUUGGGGACGAGCGCGCCUCGCUGUUGGUCGGAGCACCAACAUUGAUGACGGGGCGCACUGACUAUGACAGGGGAGCUGUUUUUAUAUAUGUACCACACAAAUACGAUAAGACUUUAAUCUUUAAGAGGAAAAUAGUAGGCACAAAAGAUGGAGGUCACUUUGGUCACGCCAUAGCUAGUCUAGGGGAUAUGGAUGGCGAUCAGAGAGACGAAGUCGCGAUCAGUGCUCCCUUUGAAGAUGAAGGCAAAGGAGCGGUAUACAUAUACUCCGGUGCUGGUUUGCUGGGUAGCGGCGAGGCUAUACAGAGGAUUUCGAGAGAGUCCAAGGCAUUUGGGUUCAGCCUGCAACCUAUGCCUAAUUACACCAAUAAUGCAUUAAAUGGACUAUCUGUAGGCGCACCACUAGAGAACAUGGUUUACGUGAUUAAACCGAUCCCUUCGAUUACGGUGGAAGUGGAUGUACUAUCAAACCCGCGGAUCAGCCAAGAUGAUCAACCUUAUAUUACCAUUACAACAGCUUUAAUCAUCACGUAUCCAAAUAUGACUGAAAACAUCAGUACAAAGCUCGAUGUCAAACUGCGAAUAGAGCAUCCACAUGCAAAAUUGGAGAACGCAACAAGCGACGGGAUUUUAAAUUACAAGAUACCAUUAGAUGUAACUGUUAAUAAUUUAACACAAACUUUUAGAAUUUUUACACCUAAUGAAGGCAAUUACGGCUCUCCAAUAACAUACGAGUUAGCCGUGGAUUUAUUUGACAAAGAUGACAAGUACGAAGGCCGCGUGAUACGAAGCGAAAGAAGCGUUAUGUCGAAGGGGGACAAACUGUGGGUGUCGAAUUGCCGCGCAGCAGUUUGCGUACCAAAUUUGACUGUGGACAUUAAUACCAAGAUUAAUGACCCGUAUUCAGUGGGUUCGUCUGACAAGGAGUAUUUCUCGCUGACCAUCCAUAACUCAGGAGAGACGGCCUAUACACCUUGCGCUAUUGUGAACGUCCAAGAAGUGCUCUUAUUGCGCGCUCCAUCAGAUUGUAUUAUCGAAAACAAUGGCCUAGUAUGCGCACUCUCACACCCGUUGAGUACUAACAGAGAUUGGAACAUUACCAACAUCGAGUUAGGGAUGGAUACCCUAACUACCAAAAAGAAGGGUAGGAAUAAUAUAACUAUCGUGUACGAAAUCUACAAUGACUGCAACAAUAAAACUGAUAGAAACUCUGCCAACAAGUCUUUUACGUUACGUUACGACAAUGGUGUACACUUAUUCGGAAUUUCUGUACCCAGUGAGCCCGUCGAAAUAACGAGGAGUGAUCUCAAAAACGUCACACGAUUGCAGCACCAUUAUACGAUAGUGAACAAUGGUAAAAUUAACUGGAAGGAUGCAAAAUGCUAUAUUUUGUUACAUACCAGAAACUAUCUUCAAUAUUCACAAAAUAUUACAAUACGAAGAGGUCCCAACACGACCGAAUGUUCCCUGAAUGGAAAAAAAGCAGUAAACGGAUCUUUUACCGUAGCAUGCAGUAUUGGUGAUUUGUACAUAAAUAAUAUUAUAGACGUGUUUAUAGAUGUCGAGGUCUUACCACACUUUUUGGGAAAGGAAAGGGUGUCUAUAUCUUCACAACUAUCACUUACAUUAUUAGACGAGGAGCCAGUAAGUAAAAAUAUUACAACUACGUUGGUCAUCAAUACAAGAUCGGUGCCAGCCUGGGUGAUCAUAAUAUCUGUGUUAUUUGGCAUCUUGAUACUCUUGCUGAUCGUAUUCAUCCUUUAUAAGUGCAACUGUUUCGAGAGAAAGAGCAAGAAAAAGUUGGAAGGAUUAAAAACACAGCCCAUCGACGCAGGCGAGGUAAAUGAUGGCGUAGAUGGCAACGAAAAUGAGCUGCCAGAGGACGUUAAUAUUAUCGUUGCCGUAGAGCCACAUAUAGAGCCUUAUGUUGAGCCCAACGUUGAUCCCAGCGAAGACCACAGCAAUUCUAGAUUAAUAAAUUAAUGACUUGAUAAUGAGGAUGCAGAAUUUUGAAUUUUAAUAAAUUUAACUAACUAUGGUUUUAAUAUUUGGUCGGUUUGAAGAUAGUAAAUUAAA